Messenger RNA from Symbiodinium sp. CCMP2592, 12726 nucleotides. Lineage: Eukaryota; Dinophyceae; Suessiales; Symbiodiniaceae. The record is from the annotation of a GenBank genome assembly.
AUGGCGGUUCCACUGACAGAGUCCAAGGCCGUGUUCUUGGAAAGAUGUGAGACGGCCGGAUUGCCAACGCCGAUUCGGGACAUCUUGGUUGGCAAGAAUCUCAGUACCUUGGCAGGUCUCGCAUUCGCAGCGGGGCAGCCGGGGGAAACACCGAGUGAUGCAGCACUCACCGGCUUGGCGAGGGCAGGGACUGAGGAAGUUCCAAUAGCGACCCUCGCAUCCUUGAGGCGGCUAGUGUUUGAAGCGCAGCUCCUCAUGACGGCACAGGUGAAGAUGCUGAUCGAGCACCGGGCCGAUGACCAAAAGGCGGAAUUAGCACCCGCAGAAAGAUCGGAGCGAAUCCAGAAGCAGAGCGAGCGCCUGGCCGGUGUUGCACUCCGCAACGAGUCAGAGUGCUCCUAUGGGUCAUAUGAUUUGGUCAUGAAGAUGGCCGAACUUCGUCUGGAGAAACCUCGAAAGGAGCUUGAUGUGGUCAACUCAAAAAUCACUUUGAAGGACCAGGCAGUCGAUCUUCAAUGCCAGCUUCACACGCCCCUGUGCCUACAUCAUGCUCUUCAUCGACGGGCACUUGCAAUGGAUCUCGUUGGGGUAGCCAGCUACAGUGUGAGCAUGGAAUUUCACGAGUACUUGAUGUCACACCUUACCAUGGAGCCACCGCCUGGCUAUCAUCAAGUCACACUGCAUCAGGUUCUAGCAGCUGACCGAGCCGCUUGGUUGCGACUCGCGGAGAAACUUCCUAAAGGGCUUCGUGCUGGUCCUGAUGGGAAACUCCCGCUGGACGUCGAGCUCCCGAAAUUGCAGGGCGACCCGAAAGUGGCUUUUCAUCUCUUACCUCUGGGACCUUCUGCUUCAUCAUCCGGGAAGCGUCCGAUGGAUGGCGACCAGGGCCAGAGCAACGAUUGGAAGAUCCCAAGGACUGGAGGCAGGGGUAAAGGGAAGGGCAAAACCCCGGGCAAAACUAAAGCCAUUCCUAAGUCUAUGCCUGUGUCCCUCAAAGAUAAGUGGUCGCGAACCAAACGCGGUGUUCCGAUAUGCUGGGCCUUCAACACGGAAGAGGGCUGUUGUGACUUGAUUGAAUCACUGGAGGUUUUCCUUAACCGGGCUAGGGCUCGGGUAACUGGUGUUUCGGUCGAGUCACUCUUUGGAGUUGAAGUUUUUGCAGGGUCUGGUCGCUUGACUUGCGAGCUCCGCAGGCUGGGGCUUAAUGAUAGUAUUGGUGUUGACAAGAAUGUCGGCCGAUGCUUGAUCGCACCGGUGUUGCGUCUCAACCUUUGUGACGAGCAGGCGCGUGAGCUUGUCGUGCAAAUGCUAGAAAAUCCCAGUUGUGCCUACGUUCAUGUUUCUCCCCCAGCCUUGAACCAGAAACAUCGCAGUUUGAAGCACCGUGAUGGUGCCGAUGCUUCAUGCUAUUCAGCCUCGUGUAGCUUGUUGUACGAGUUCUGCGGGAAGCUCUUUAGCGUGUGCUGGUCCAAAGGCAUUCUCUUUUCUUGCGAAAACCCUGGACAGUCAGAGCUGUGGCGAACGCCACAGUGGUGCAAGCAUACGUUGUGUUUAAAUUCCAUUGAUACUGUUUUUCACAUGUGCAUGUGGGGAUCUCUCAGCCCUCGUUUCACACGCAUUGUUCAUUCUGUGCCUUCGCUAACGCAGCUGGGUGUUCGUUGUUGCGGUGUAAGUUCCAGCCACACGCAUGAGUCGCGGAACGUGCUCCAUGACUCCACAUUCCCCCUAGAUCUCAGUCGUGCGUGGGCAAAUGCAAUUGUGGAGCAACUUGUUGCUUUGGGCGCCCUGCCGCGUGCGCGCUCCUUGGAUGAGUCUCGAGUUCCCCUACACCGUGAAGCCCAGGUGGCAGCAGCUUCACAGCCAACACGCAAGAAGGUGCCUCCUCUUGUUAGUGAAUUUCGCUGCGUGGCGACAAUUGACACGCCCAAGCCUUUUCUUGACACAGCUUCCAAGAAACUUGAGGGGCCAAUUCCCAUCCCUGCGGGUGCCAAGUGUGAUACUACGUUGACCGUGCUACCGGCAGGUUCUCGCGUCAUUCGCAGGCAGUUGCUGGGGGUGAGUUCGCCUGCUUUGAAGCUCGAUGUAGGGCCGGAAACUAGCAAUCCCACUAGCAGCCGUGUAGCUUCUUUUCCUGAAGUAAGCAAGCCCGGGCCUGAUCGAGUGCAAGUGUGUUCUGAAGCCACUCAUCCCGCGGAGGUUUUUGCUGCAUCGUGCCUAAAGCUGGGGUAUAUCGACCCGGGAAAAAUUUCCGAGUUCACUCAACUUCUUGAGUCGGAGCUUCCGGCCAGGGGGGAUGGAGGUCAGCAUGAAUUUUCCUUCACGGUGGGAUCCUUUGUUCAUGGCGGUAUUUAUGGGCUUAGAACUUCUUCGGUUAACUUUCCGCUGACAACUCAGGUCCUUGCAAGGUUCAUGCGCCAGCAGUGCCCAGACGCUGUUUUCACGAGCCUGGCUUUGAUGAGGGAUGUGCAAACAACAUUACACAUCGACACGAACAAUUCAUUACCCUACCUGAACACUGUGGCGAAGGUCACCAAUUUCGAGGAAGGGGGUUUGUGGGUUCACAACGAUCACGGCGACAUGCCUUGCCCUGAUGCAAAUUUUGGGCAGCUGAUGGGAACGAAGGUCGACUUCGAAAACGGAGUUAUCAGGUUCGAUUCGCAUCUUAAGCAUUGCACACUCCCGUGGGUCAAGGGGCCCCGUGUGGUUCUAAUAGGGUUUGUCGUGAAGGGUCCCGAGUUGAUGCCAUCGGACUUAGUGAGUAACCUUGCUGCUUGUGAGUUCAACAUGCCGAAUGAACCCCUUGUGCAGCCUCUCCCCAACGAGGAACACUCCUCACCGGCAGGGCCCGAGGACCCAUGUCGUUUGCCCCGACUCCUGACUUUGGACGUCAUUGAGAAGAUUAACAUGGCAUCAGGUUCUGCAGGGGAAAACCCCAACGAGCAGCCAAUAUUUGGUGAGCGACAGGUUAUGAGUCGCCCAAAUGCUACCGCGACAAGCUCUGCUGGAACCGAGGGUGAGCCUCGGGCUAUGAUGAACGGUGUUCCUACGCUAGGACCACAGCAAUCCCUGAAUAUGGAUGGCGAAACCGUGACGGCGAACCUAUCCAGUGAUCUAGAUGGGACAGGAACAGGAGAUGUGGCGGUUCCGCAAGCAGAGGUCACGACCCAGGUGGGGUCAACGACUGCUAGCUCAACUGCCAGGGGUUUCUUGCUUGGGCCAGAGGGAAAUGGUGAUGGGUCAACAGCAGAUCCACCGCCGCCACCCCUACAGACUCCGAAGAGGCAAGGACCAUCGUUCCUGGGCGGUGUGGCCAAGGCAGUACAGGCUAUUCCGCAUGCUGUGGAAGGACUGGUGAAGAGACAUGGUGCUUCUAAUCCAGCUACUGCUAACAGAGCACAAAGUGAAGCGGAGGGAUACAUCUCCGCACAGUCCGGAAGUCCGGACAGGAUACAGCCUCCUCCUCAAAGGGGGUCAGGCCCAGCGACUCCAUUGCUCGACGAGGACACCUUGAGGAGACUAAACGGGAUGCAAACAGCAGCGCCGUAUUUGUAUCCUCCGGAACCUCCCUCGUCAGGUAUGAAGCCGCCGUCGACUACGUCGAGUGAUAUUCAGAUGGAGGUAAGACGACAGCUGCAGGAGUUUAUGGCUAUGAGGGAUGAGGAGUGUAAGGCUCUCCGAACACAGCUGGAACUGCUAGCUUCUGAGAACCAGGCACUACAGAGGGAUCGAGCUGAAUUAAGUGCACAAGUGUAUGGUAGAGAGCUUGGAUUCAGGGCUGAGAAUCAACGGUUCUUCCCGAGUCUGGGUUGGUUCGGUAGGGGUUUUGGGAGUCUCAUGAGCGGUUCUUCCUCGCCCAAACCACCGGCACCACCGAGGGCCCUGGAUUUACGCCCCAAUCAGCCGGGACCAUCCACCCAAACACAGGCCCCUGGUCUUAUGGCCCAUACCGAGGUACAUGUGCCCAACUCUGCUCACCUAUCCUCCCUGAGUGCUUCUGGUCUUGGAGCAUCCCAGGAUGUGCCACCUCCUCCCCAGCACACCUCAUCGUAUGAAAGACUUCCCACCGAGUUCCAAUCUGCAGCUCCCAGAGUUCUUGACUUCGAGGCAGCAGCCGCACCUCCGACCUCUGCAGGAGAGUCGGUUCCGCGCUUUGCCGGCACCCCUGAUGCGGCUGACCCGAUGAGCGUGGUCCUCACAGGUAUGGCUCAGUUGCAAGGGGUUGUUGCGGAUUUAGCCGGAACCCCUAAGAGUCAGGAUAAGCGCGAAGUCAUUAAGCCUGGGAUAACGUCACUCCCUGAACUCCCUCCCUCGGGACCAGAAGCAUGCUUGGCAUUUUCUGACUGGCUACAUAGUGUUAAGCCUGCCCUGGCCGACGUAUCUGACACUAGCGAAGAGCUGUGGGAUUUGAUCAUGCAAGAGUCCAAGGACUGGUACUCUAAGCACCUUAAGCUGGAUGCGAUAAGCAGGCUUACUGACAAGCCCAUAGCAUCCCCCGCUAUCAUGCAGCCAAAGUGGUCCAGAGUUUCGCGUAGGAUUGAGGGGAUGUUGCUGACAGCAGCCCCACCUUCCGUCAGGGACGAACUUAGCUCAGCGCGAGUGAGUGGGCUACUUCCUGUGAUGUGCAGACUAUACACGAUAUAUGCGCCGGGUGGACUUUCGGAACGUGAAAUAGGACUUCGGCAAAUUCAGGAACCGAGUCAGGGCACGACUAUCCGAGAGACGGUGGAUAUUCUCCGCAGGUGGCGUCGCUGGUGCUCCCGUAUGGUCGAGCUGGGUGGUACCUUGCCCGACUCGUCGCUUCAACUCAAGGCACUGGAGCGCAUAACCAAAGUCACCUUGCAAUCCCACCCGGAUGUAGCGUUUAGAAUAAAUUUGACAAGGGCGGCGUUGCAAAUAGACACCACCCCGGAUGAUACGAAAAUAGGCCAGUUGCAUGCACAACUCUUAGCGGAGUUAGAGACCCUGGGACAUAGGACCUCUAAGGAGGACAGGGCCAAGGACAGUGCUACAACCCCGAAUCCUAAGAUUAAAGGGGUGGAGCCUACCGACAACUCCCCUAAGAAUGGCAAGGCCAAGAACCCACCUAAGUCUCCCCCGAACCCUAAGAAUGCAGGAGGAGCUGAGGCGGGAGUGUCGUCUGGAACUCCGUGCACUUUCUAUACCGGGCCGAAUGGGUGUAAGAAGGGUGCCGAUUGUAAGUUCGUACAUAACUGGCUGUCUAUACCCCAAUCUGAAAGGGCGCAGCGCUGCCGCACUUGUGGUGGAAAGGGGCAUCGGUCCCAGGACUGCAAGGCAGGCAUAAAGGCUGAAGAAAAGGCAAAGGUCAAGGCUCCGCCACUAGGUCCGAAGGGACCACCACCGCCACCGAAGGCAUCUGAUAACAGUACGCAGCAGGCCACGGUUGCAGGUUCAGGCAAGGAGAUGACUCAGCAGCAGAUUAAGACGAUGUUGGCAGACGCAGCUGUCAUCUUGCAACAGGCAGCUCCUGUGUCGACGAAUGCACAGUCGCCUCCGCAUCCCGCUGUUCCGAUCAGCCCCUCGCCACAGCCGAAUGCAUCUGUUCCUGCGAAUCCUCCGGUGACUCCCGGAACGCCAGUCUCAUUGGCAGCAAUCAGUGCCCAGAUAGAUACACUGAGAGCCCUUGCCAGGGAACAUGAGAUUCGAAUGGUGUCUGCCAAUGAGGAGGUGAACAAGGCUGUAAGUACUGGAGGUGCAUCCGUGAAAGCGCUUCUCGACAGCGGCGCAACGCAUGCUGUUAUCCCUUACCAAGGGGGAAUGAGGGAUCUGGAGCGUGUGUCUGUCACGCUUGCCGGAGACCAACGUGAAGAAUGGUUUAAGACGAAUGGGGGCACUCUAGUAGUACCCCCUACGACCCAGGAAACACCUUCCCCGCAGCUUCAGACCAUAGUUCCCCUAGGAGCCCUUGUCGAGACUCUAGGCUGCACUGUGAGCUGGAGCAAACGCAAAGGGUUAAGGGUGGUUCACCCCACAAUGGGGCACUUGAAGACAGGAGUGUCGCCUAAUACGUGCCCAUUCGUGCAAGAAGAUCAAGCGCUAAGGUUGAUAGGAGAACUUGAGACGCAGAGGGUCAAGGAUUUCGAGGAAAGCGUGCAAGCUAUGGAGGCAGAGCUCCAUCAGCUUUCUUCUCCCCAAGAUCCCACGGAUGCCCUGCGUAAGUAUCUUGAAACAGGAACCAGGAGCCAGCUGAUGAGCGCGGUGUUCUCCCAACCGUACCUACGCCAGGUGCCUGAGGCUCUGAAGGUUAGGCUGUGUGAGGACAUACCAGGCCUCACAGACCAAGCGGGAUGGUCUUUGCUGAAGAGGCUUCCGCUUCCGAGAGCUAAGCGUAGGGCCCUGCAUGGUUCUAAGAGUUGGGUGGUAAGCCUGUGUUCCGGACCUCCUAAGCCGCAAGAUCCCAUCAAAGAAUGGUGUAAUGAGCGCAAUUUAGAGUAUCUCCCAGUCGAUCUCCUAGAGAAAGGGGGGAAGGGCUGGGACUUGACAGCUCCAAAGGGUGUUUGGUCGGUUUUGCUUUGGGCUGCCGCCACUGGGCGGAUAGUUGGCUUGCUCGCAUCGCCACCACAUCGCACUUGGAAUGCUAUUGAUAGUGCCGAGGGCAAGCGCACCAAGGAUGACCCAUGGGGUUCCUUUGAUGCAGGCUCUGCUGGGUUUAAGGAGAGCUUAAUGGCCAUUCAGGAUAUGUUUCUGUGGUCGCUGACAUCUGUGCAGCGCGGGCACCCAGUGCCAUUCCUCAAGGAACUCCCCUCAUCGGGACAUGGUCUUUCCGGCAGGGAGCUCCCCACGAUCACUCCCGAGUCCUUCUGGCAGACGGACUCCUGGACUGCCUUCCAGCAAUGGUCAAGGAUGAACAAGUUGGAUUUUUGCCAAGGCUCUCUCGGCCAUACGUGGCUGAAUCCCACAACGGUGGGGACUAAUCUUUCUCUUCUUCACCUGUCGGAUCUUCCCAAGCAAGGGAGGCCCCUUCCACCGGGCACUGCGCGUGGUCCCAACAAUGCAGGAUGGUCAGUAGGGUUUAGGAAAGAAAUAGUGGAAGCCCUAGAAGGAAAGGUAAAGGGUCCGUCCGUAGAAGAGCUCGAUCGAGUGAUCUCGAAGGGAAUCGCCCUGGAGUCCAGUUCUUCUUCCGAGGAUUCAGUGAGCUCAAGUGAAAGCACUGAUUCCCCAAUCGCUCCCUCUAGACCCUGCGGACAGCUAACUUUGAUGGCAGAGCCUGAUGACAUCUGCGUUGGGGCCCUCACUGCGGCCCAAAAGGAAGAAUGGAGAGCCCACAUUCUGCGUGGACAUAUGCCUUAUCGUAAGGACUGCCGGUUUUGCGUGGAGGGCUCAGGGCUAGGAAUGCAGCACAGGCGCGUGAAAAACCCGCAGGCAUUCAGCCUUUCAGUCGACCUCUUCGGCCCGAUGUCGGGAGCAGAGAAGGGUAGGGAUGAGCAAUCAGUUUCUGCCAACCCACACUUAAGAUACGGGCUAGUCGGGGUUUUCAGGUUUCCGAAGUCAACACUAGAUAAGCGGGUUGAGCCACCUAAGCCAAGGGAGGCACCAGCACAGCCUGAACCCUCAGCAAGCCUACCGCUUCCCGAGGAUGCAAUGUGUGAUGAGUACGAGCCAUCGCUCCCAGGUGAGUUGGGAGAAGAUCCGGCACUUGAGCCGGGAUUAGACCUUGAAGAGGUGGAGGAAUUAGGCAUAACUGAAGACGUGCAUAAGGUAGAUGCAGUCGAAUUAGUGCCAGAGAAUGCCUCCAGCCCCUCGGGUUCUAAUGAGGUGCCGUUGCAAGGAGACCAGGAGGAGGAGUGGUUAGGUGACGUAGAGUUGGAGGAUCACCUAAGGGAUCUUACCUCCGGGGUAGAAUUGUUGUCCUUGAGAUACAUGAUCGGACUCAAGUCUAAAACCGGACCCGAUGUAACAGCCGGCCUCCAGAAAAUGAUACUCGCAAUCACCAAGACCUUUCCCCUCAGGAUUGUGCAUUGUGACCCCGGCACUGAAUUCGGGUCAGACAAGUUGUCGACUUGGCUCUCUCAACAGGGCAUAAGAAUGCAAACGACUGUACCCACCGAUAAGCAAAGUAAUGGACUCGCUGAGAGGACAGUCGGUUGGAUGAAGGCUAGAGCACGCACUCUUCUUUCGUCCACUGGCCUCUCGCCGGAGUAUUGGCCACUAGCAAUGAGAUGGGCCUCUGAGAGCUAUAAUAGGGGUGUGCUAGGACUCCCCCCUCUUCCAGCGUUUGGUCAGCCUGUGCUCCACAAGCUAAAGAAACCGUCAGAAGCGAGCAAGGAGCUGAUGGUGAGGUGGAUCAAGUCCACCUACGCCGCCCCUCAUCUGACAAUCUCAGAAGGCCAUGUGUUGAUCAACUCAGAUGGUAAUUUAGUGGCAUCAAAGGGGUUCAGGACUAAUUUGGUUGAGCCUACUGUAGAUGAAGGCAUUGAGCUGCCUGCUCUACACGCCGAAGAUGAUAUCUCAGAACCUUCUGAGGAACCUUCGGAGCAACGGAUCCCAGCCGCGAGUUCAGAGGUCCCAGAGGAGCCUCUACCGGCCCCCAGUAAAAGGUGCAGAGAAAAAACAGCAGUGAGAUUCUUGGAUACCGACCAAGAUCUGGGGAACUUGGAACUUAUGUCCAAGGCUGCGUUGCUAGAUGAGGAUGUAACCGAUGCAACGUUUCACAGACUCAUGCAAGAGUUAGAAAGGACAGAAUCCUCUACGGGUGAUAGGAGAGGAGAGUUCCAAGGCCGAUACGUGUUAGGAGCUUUCUGCCAUGGAGGCCAACGGGGAGUGACCGUCCUGGCACGCAAGCACCCUAGUUUUGUCAGGUUCUUGAAUAAGUAUAUGAAGUCACGGCUACCUAAGGGAGGGUCUGAAGGGAGCUACCCCAGAGCCACCUUCCUGUUGAUCCAGGGCACAAAUGUUGACGUGCACAGGGAUUAUAGGAACGAAUGGGGUACGCAGAACCUGAUUCUCCAGGUUCCCCCUCAGUUGGAGUUGUGGGUAAAUGAAGACCCACAUAAGCCAGGCCAAGACUUCAUUCCAAGGCCGGAUUGGGAGUCCUCCCAGUCUCAGACUUUGCAAAGGGAGGUGAUUUCAUUUGAUCCUCGCCGAUAUCAUGCACUGAGAAGAGCACCUCAUUGGGUGCUAGUUGGUUACUCGCCUCUGGGGGUACAUAAGUUGAGGCCUGAAGAUAAAGAAGCCCUAGAUGCAUUGGGGUUUGAACUCCCAGUCUUAGCACCCGAGGAGAUUGAAGUAAAGGCGCUAAGAGCAUCCUCUAGUGCCGCAACCGCCAAUUCCAGCACACCGGCUUCCUCGAGCCAUCAGCCUCCACUUCGAGGGCCAACUGCCAAUCGCUCAUCGAGCAGCUAUGAACCGGCACAUGCGUGCUACAGUCCAGAGAAUGAUUUGCAAGAUGACUCCUACACGCCUUUUAUAGGAUGGGAUCCCAACGAAGGUGAUGGAGCAAUUGAAGCCCCGAGGAACCUUGAGGAAGCAGAUCUAAGGGAAUUUCUGCAAGAAAGGGAGGUUAGUAAUCGUCAAGCUCAGCUGGAGUUUAUGGGAGUCGAAUCACCCGCCGACCUCUACUACUUGUAUGUUGAAGAUCUGGUAGAAAUGGGAAUUUCCUUGGAGGAUUCAUAUAGGAUCAUGAGAGGUGUCCACCCAGAGGGCACGGUGCGCCCAGACAACCCGAACAUGAUCUCGUUGACCACAGGAGAGGUUUGUCUGUUUGGGAGAGACCACCGCCAGCUCCCUAGGGUGAUACAAAAUCGGACCCUAACGUACCAAGCUCCAGGUCCCCCUGUACAAGGGUUAGGGAUUAAUUUAAGUGCACUGAAUCAAAGACCUGAUCCCUACUUGGAGGAUUGGCAGGAAUUGAAUGGCCAUCAACCACAGGUCAUGCCGAUGCCUGCCCAACAGCAUCCUGCCGUUGAUCUUUCGGAGCCUGCGGGAAGUUCCACUGAGAUCCCGUUGAUCUCCACCGUGCAGAUGGACCCAGGUCACCAGCAGGGUGAUGAUGUGGAACAUCUCUCUGAGCGGGUUUACCAGGUAGGAGUGCAGUCCCUAAGUGAACAAGCUGGGGAUGCCGACAUCCAUUCAAUGCACGCAAUGAGAAUGCAAGCCAUUUGGGAUGCCGAAACCGAGGAGGAGUUCAACUCCUUGGUGUAUCCUCCACUAACACCAAUUACCCAUGAUGAAGCUCCAGUGCUUGGAGAAGCCUCUACUCCAAGGCAGAGCACUGCCCAAAGCGCGGGACAGCCGUGUUGUAGAAUGGUUAUUGCCAAUGAGGAGAGGCCAUCCUCCAGCAAUCGCAGGAUGCCAGCGAGGUCUCCGAGACGUUCCGCCCCGGAUCGUGAGGAAAUAGAUCGUACUGCAGCGGUCCCGCAGAUAGGUCUUCCCCUCCCCGCUAUAGUCUCGUUGGACACCUCUAAGGUUAUCCCGCAGGUAGUGGAAACUUCAAAUCCUCGAGUGGAAAAGGUAGAGGAGACUUCCUAUACUCCUCAUAUUGAAGAACUACUAAGCAAUCUCACAGGUCCGCUCGAGGUGGUGCAUCAAGUCGCCCCUGCCGAUGUGAAGGCUUUCCCAGAUAGGUGGAAGGCUGCAGCUGAGGAAGAAGUUAAUUCUAUGGUAGGGAUGAACGCUAUCGUAAGGCACAGCGGAAGAGCUGCCCAAGACCUCCUUAAGCGCCCCAACGUGGAGGUCCUCCCGGCGAAGGGAGUCUUCACUGUGAAACCAGGAAGGCCGUUUAGGCGCAAAGUGCGUAUUGUGUCAUGUGGAAACUACGCGAAGGGUGUUUCUGAAGACAUCCUCUACGCAACGGGAGCAGCUGCGGAAACCCUUAGGGUAAUACUUGUGUAUGCUGGAAAGCGGCGCCGCAGAUGUUGGUCCACUGACAUAAAGUGCGCGUUCCUUCUUGCCCCGAUUCCAGGCUCUGUGAUGAAGGUUUAUGUAUUAAAACCACCAGCAAUACUUGUGGCACUCGGCAUAUGCGACCCGUCUGAAUACUGGCAGGUGUGCCGGGCCGUCUACGGCUUCAAAGAGUCGCCAAAGUGGUGGUCUCAAUACAGAGAUGGAGUCCUUGCGGCCGCAGUGAUUCAGACUCCCCAAGGAGAUGCAACUCUUAAGAGAACAGCGUGUGAUGAAAAUCUGUGGGAAGUCCUCCUGCAAGAUGGCACCUGCCUGGGUCACAUGCUGGUGUAUGUGGAUGAUCUUUUGUUCUUGUGUGAUGCUCACGUAGCAGAGUCAAUCCACUCUUGGAUUCGGAGCCAAUGGAGUUGUUCAGACUUGGAACGUCCGACCUCAAGCAAGGCUUUGAGGUUCUUGGGAGUAGAUAUCUAUGAGACCCACAAUGAGUGCGGGUUCUGUGGGUAUUCUCUGUCCCAAGAAUCUUACAUUGAUGAAUUAGCUCGCAGCCAUAAUCUGAAGCCUACACAGCGUGCCAACACCCCUAUCCCUAAGGAGUGGGUUAAGAAUGCACCCGAUCCUGAGUCCGGGUUCUCAGAAGUCGUCCUACGAGAAGCACAAAGAAUCACUGGAGAACUUCUGUGGGUUUCCCAGCGCACGAGAGUAGACAUAUGUUAUGCAGUAGGGUUGAUGUCAAGCUGGACUGUGAAGUCUCCUGGCUUUGUUGUUAAACUAGGCCAAAGGGUGCUAGCAUACCUGGCAGCAACCAAAGUCUACCGCCUGUCACUGACGCCAGAUGACACUGACACCCUGUCAAUAUACACCGAUGCCUCGUUUGCUCCAUUCAGCGAGCGAUCGAUAUCAGGGAUAGCAGUUCUUGUGAAUGGCCGGUGUGUUUACUGGAAGUCAAAGAGGCAGACUCUUGUCAGCUUGAGCACUGCAGAGUGUGAGUUGAUUGCUGCUUGUGAAGGAGUGGUCCUCGGACAAUCGAUCGAGGCGCUCAUCCACGAACUAUGGAGAUCUAAGGUAGCUAAGGUCCUCAAGGUUGAUAACGUUGCAGCAAUCACCCUUGCCGAAGGGGGAGGGUCGCAGCGGACCAGGCAUUUGAGAGUAAGAGCAUGCUUCUUAAAGGAAAUGCUUGAGAAAAAUUCCUUGAAGGUUGAGCAUUGCCCAGGCGAAAUACAACUGGCAGACACCCUUACCAAGGCGCUCCCCGCCCCUAGGGUAUUAGACCUCAACCAGUUCUUGGGUAUAGGACCUCCUCCGGCAGUUGAUCCCAUAAUUCAGGCAGUCAUCCCUACAUCCAGUGCAUUUCAGAAUCUUGAUCCCACAGAGGGACAGAGUAUAAUGUUGGUUCUGGCAAUAAUGAUGCUGCAGGUGACACCGGUUGCCUCCCAGGAGGAGGAAGAAGGGGAAAAUCUAAGCCUGGACUUGUAUGUUUUGGCAGUGAUGAUGGCCUUUUCAGUACUCUUUGUUUGGGAGCUUGGGAAGCAUUGCAUCAGAGAGUGUCAGAGGAGUAGGGAUUCAGAUCCGGUUGUAGCGGUGGUUAACCAUGAUGAGGCGAUGGCUAGACGUGAGAAAAGGUCUGAAGCUGUUCGAAAGGCCGUAGAAAAGGAACUAGAGAAUGAACUGCGCCAAAGGAAGGGCGAGCGUCAGGAGGAGCCACCACCUCCACCGCCUUCUCCACCUUCGGCCCAGAGCCUCCACCUACGAGCCCAUCGCCAAUUCAAUUUCAGCCCAGUGAUCGACCGUGGAUUUGCGGAAGUCAGCCAAGUGGAUUUAGCGCUGGAAUUCCGCCACCACCUCCUCUUCCUACCGCUCCGGUUAAAGUAA